Phycomyces blakesleeanus NRRL 1555(-) is the source of this 1416-nucleotide messenger RNA. RefSeq lists its product as hypothetical. Bases 157 to 1017 code for a protein of 286 amino acids. The record is from RefSeq and is a predicted model, not a curated record. NCBI's taxonomy places the organism in Eukaryota, Fungi, Mucoromycota, Mucoromycetes, Mucorales, Phycomycetaceae. The transcript has 2 exons.
AAAAAUAAACCCCCCUUUCUUUUUACUAUACUCGCAGUUGCCGGUCGAUUGUCCCCAUUUCCUUCUUUUAAAAAAAAAACACCACAGCCACCUCAAUCUACCUACCUACCUACCUACUUAUAUAUUUUCUUUUCUAUACACAACAUUAAAAGAAAAAUGUCUAUCUUCAAAAUCGCUCUCCUUUGCCUUCCCCUCCUCGCUAUCGUCUGUUCAGCCGCUCCAGUGCAGGCACCCGAAUCCCAGACUGUCAUCAAAGCCAUUGAUACAGAAUGGCCAAUGACUCCCGAGUACGUGAUCCGUGAUGAUAUCCAGGCCUAUUAUGAAAACACAGUUGAUGAAGUACUCAGUGUACGCAGCGAAGAUAUUCUCAACUGGCUUGCUACAACAGUCAACUCUCAUUCUACCGAGCAAACUCUCCGUCCACAAGCCAAACUCAUGGGCCUCGAUGAUGUGCAUGAUGCCUGCCUCACAAUGAUGCCAGGUUUCGUUGCCAAGCACAUCAACCAGAUCAACACUCGUCUCUAUGCUGCCGUUGAGCCCUCAGUCAACGAAUUCCUGCCUCAAUUGUGGCCCGACUAUGCCCAGACAAACCAGAUGACAGACCUCGACGCCAAAACAAUCCACCCCGAAAUCGCCUCAUCCUUAUAUUCUCUCAAUCAGGCCAUCGGAUCCCGCCUGAUGGAGAUCACGACCGAAUACAACCUGUCAGAAAAGAUUGUAGACGACAUGAAUCUCUGCAAUGCCCACUCCCAAACCGAAACUGCCUCCACCGAUCUGUGGAUGUAUGUCGCCAAACUGAUGGCAUUCCCCCGCCUCUUCCGUGACCAGCUCCCAAACCCUCGUCUGGCUGAAGAAUCUCGUCUGGCCUCCAGCUUCUCGGACACCAACAAUGGUUCGUUUAUCGAUAUCCACCUCAAGAGCGUCUACUCUAGCCUCUGGUUCGAGUUUGACAACCGCAUGAAUGACCUCUUUUCCACCAUUCAACGCGAUCUUGUCGAUGGUGCCAUUGAAGCCUAAAACCAACUUUCUCACACAUACACAUCAACAACCACAACGAAAAGAUCUUCGUCCUGAUUCUGAUCCUGGUCUCUCUCUCUCUCUCUCUCUCUAUCUCUCUAUCUCUCUCCACCUUCCAAAAAAGUUCAAAUUAUUUAAGAAAAUCGAUUGCGACUUUUUUUUUAAUGUUCAAAUAAGUCAGUUGAUCAAUCCAAUCAAUCCAAUCAAUAUAUAUACAUACAUACGUUUCGGCAGCGCUGUGCGCCAAAACUAUAACUUAAAAAAAACCCCGAUAUCAAUAGCAACUAAACAACAAGAAGUAUAAUUAAAAGCUUCUUGGUACUACUAUUAUUAUAUAUAUAUAUAAAGUGUACAUAGUCUUUCUUUUUUAUUAUAAAAAAAUAAAAACCAAACCAAACC